Spinacia oleracea (spinach) is the source of this 2820-nucleotide messenger RNA. Its product is annotated as photosystem I P700 chlorophyll a apoprotein A2-like. Lineage: Eukaryota; Viridiplantae; Streptophyta; Magnoliopsida; Caryophyllales; Amaranthaceae. The record is from RefSeq and is a predicted model, not a curated record. The transcript has a single exon. Gene Ontology annotation, cellular component: photosystem I; chloroplast thylakoid membrane; thylakoid. The coding region runs from base 181 to 2385 and encodes 734 amino acids. Gene Ontology annotation, biological process: photosynthesis.
UUUGGGCUCAUAAUAAAUUAAAAGUUGCUCCUGCUACUCAGCCUAGAGCCUUGAGCAUUGUACAAGGACGUGCUGUAGGAGUAACCCAUUACCUUCUGGGUGGAAUUGCCACAACAUGGGCGUUCUUCUUAGCAAGAAUUAUUGCAGUAGGAUAAUGGCUAGCAGGAUUUGAAAAGCAUUAUGGCAUUAAGAUUUCCAAGGUUUAGCCAAGGCUUAGCUGAGGACCCCACUACUCGUCGUAUUUGGUUUGGUAUUGCUACCGCACAUGACUUCGAGAGUCAUGAUGAUAUUACUGAAGAACGUCUUUAUCAGAAUAUUUUUGCUUCUCACUUUGGGCAAUUAGCAAUCAUUUUUCUGUGGACUUCCGGAAAUCUGUUUCAUGUAGCUUGGCAAGGAAAUUUUGAGUCAUGGGUACAGGACCCUUUACACGUAAGACCUAUUGCUCAUGCAAUUUGGGAUCCUCAUUUUGGUCAACCUGCUGUAGAAGCUUUUACUCGGGGAGGUGCUCUUGGCCCAGUGAAUAUCGCUUAUUCUGGUGUUUAUCAGUGGUGGUAUACAAUAGGUUUACGCACUAAUGAAGAUCUUUAUACUGGAGCUCUUUUUCUAUUAUUUCUUUCUGUUAUAUCUUUACUAGGGGGUUGGUUACACCUACAACCAAAAUGGAAACCGAGCGUUUCGUGGUUCAAAAAUGUCGAAUCCCGUCUCAACCAUCACUUGUCAGGACUCUUUGGAGUAAGUUCCUUGGCUUGGACAGGACAUUUAGUUCAUGUCGCUAUUCCCGGAUCCAGAGGAGAGUACGUUCGAUGGAAUAAUUUCUUAGACGUAUUACCACAUCCUCAAGGAUUAGGUCCCCUUUUUACAGGUCAGUGGAAUCUUUAUGCUCAAAACCCUGAUUCAAGCAGUCAUUUAUUUGGUACCUCCCAAGGGGCGGGAACUGCCAUUCUAACCCUUCUUGGGGGAUUUCAUCCACAAACGCAAAGUUUAUGGCUAACUGAUAUGGCUCAUCAUCAUUUAGCUAUUGCAUUUGUUUUUCUUGUUGCGGGUCAUAUGUAUAGAACGAACUUUGGGAUUGGGCACAGUAUGAAAGAUCUUUUAGAAGCGCAUAUUCCCCCAGGGGGACGAUUGGGACGCGGACAUAAAGGUCUUUAUGACACAAUCAACAAUUCGCUUCAUUUUCAAUUAGGACUUGCCCUAGCGUCUUUAGGUGUUAUAACUUCCUUGGUAGCCCAACACAUGUACUCUUUACCUGCUUAUGCGUUCAUAGCCCAAGAUUUUACGACUCAAGCUGCGUUAUAUACACAUCACCAAUACAUCGCAGGAUUCAUUAUGACAGGAGCUUUUGCUCAUGGAGCUAUAUUUUUCAUUCGAGAUUACAAUCUGGAACAGAAUGAAGAUAAUGUAUUGGCAAGAAUGUUAGACCAUAAAGAAGCUAUUAUAUCCCAUUUAAGUUGGGCCAGUCUCUUUUUAGGGUUCCAUACCUUGGGUCUUUAUGUUCAUAAUGAUGUCAUGCUUGCUUUUGGUACUCCAGAAAAACAAAUUUUGAUCGAACCCAUAUUUGCUCAAUGGAUACAAUCUGCUCAUGGGAAAACUUCAUAUGGGUUUGAUGUACUUUUAUCCUCAACAAGUGGACCGGCAUUCAAUGCGGGUCGAAGUAUAUGGUUGCCUGGCUGGUUAAAUGCUGUUAAUGAGAAUAGUAAUUCCCUAUUCUUAACAAUAGGGCCUGGAGACUUUUUGGUUCAUCAUGCUAUUGCUCUAGGUUUACAUACAACUACAUUGAUCUUAGUAAAAGGUGCUUUAGAUGCACGCGGUUCAAAGUUAAUGCCAGAUAAAAAGGAUUUCGGUUAUAGUUUUCCUUGCGAUGGUCCAGGACGAGGCGGUACUUGUGAUAUUUCGGCUUGGGACGCAUUUUAUUUGGCGGUUUUCUGGAUGUUAAAUACCAUUGGGUGGGUUACCUUUUAUUGGCAUUGGAAACACAUCACAUUAUGGCAGGGUAAUGUUUCACAAUUUAAUGAAUCUUCCACUUAUUUGAUGGGAUGGUUAAGAGAUUAUCUAUGGUUAAACUCUUCACAACUUAUCAAUGGAUAUAAUCCAUUUGGUAUGAAUAGUUUAUCGGUUUGGGCCUGGAUGUUCUUAUUUGGACAUCUUGUUUGGGCUACGGGAUUUAUGUUCUUAAUUUUGUGGCGUGGAUAUUGGCAGAAGUUGAUUGAAACUUUAGCAUGGGCUCAUGAACGCACACCUUUGGCCAAUUUCAUUCGAUGGAGAGAUAAACCGGUAGCUCUUUCCAUUGUACAAGCAAGAUUAGUUGGAUUAGCCCACUUCUCCGUAGGUUAUAUAUUCACAUAUGCGGCUUUCUUGAUUGCCUCUACAUCGGGCAAAUUCGGUUAAUUUUUGUGUUGUCUUCACGAUAAUCUCAUUUCUGGCGACGGAGAAGGGAGCCCCCUUUCUUAUACACUUUUACAUCUAGGAUCCGACUUGUAUCAUUGAUACUAAUAGGAACUGAACCAUUAUGGCAAGGAAAAGUUUGAUUCAGCGGGAGAAGAAGAGAAAAAAUUUAGAACAAAAAUAUCAUUUGAUUCGUCGAUCCUCAAAACAAGAAAUACGCAAAGUAACAUCGUUGAGUGAUAAAUGGGAAAUUCAUGGAAAGUUACAAUCUCCACCACGUAAUAGUGCACCUGCGCGUCUUCAUCGACGUUGUUUUUUGACCGGAAGACCGAGAGCUAACUAUCGAGACUUUGGGUUAUCUGGACAUAUACUUCGUGAAAUGGUUCACACAUGUUUGUUGCCAGGGGCAACAAGAUCAAGUUGGUAAAGAAAAAAUAA